This is a messenger RNA of Sesamum indicum (sesame), 1679 nucleotides long. Lineage: Eukaryota; Viridiplantae; Streptophyta; Magnoliopsida; Lamiales; Pedaliaceae. The record is from RefSeq and is a predicted model, not a curated record.
UGAAAUAUAAGAUGCAAGAAGAUAUCCAUUCCCGAGAAUUUCUCACUUCAAAGUAAAAAGUAAAUUAAAAUCGUUUUAGCAACUCUGUCCUCCUCUGUGCUGCAACAAGUAUAUAUAUAUAUAGUCGUGCAUGGGAUUUCAAAGUACAGUAGACUAGUAGUAGUAUGUACAUAUUCAAUGUCCUCUAAUCAUAACUCGCCAUCCACAAUAAUCCAUGCUCUUAUUUAUAUGACUCGCAAUAUCUAUAAAAAAACUGAAUCCGUUGUCUUUUCUCAUCUCCCAUCGAGUUUGGAGGAUAAUUGGAGCGGUAAAUCAUGGAUUUUCUUGGGGAAACUCUCUCCCUUCUCUUCUCAACCAUUAUCACUCUCUACACACUGCUGCUCCUCUACUUCCCUUCUCUUUUCCUCCAAUUCAUUUUCUCACCCGUCCUCCUUUCCACCUUAAUUCUCUUACUUUACCUUCUCAGACUAGGCGCAGCACAAAAUUCUGAUCCUCCACGAAACGGAUCCAAUUCCGCCGUAUCAGAUUCCUCACCGCAGCCAAUUCAAGAUCACAAGUGGUCUUCACGCGUGGAACUACCCCCUUCCAGAUUUGAACCCGACUCGAGCCCCUUUUACGCCGACUCGUUUGUCGAGUGGGACGUCAGAGCCCCACUGGAGGUUAUAUACGAAGAAUACGAAGGCGAUGAUGUCGAGGAGAAGGACGACGGCAGGUACGCGUCCUUGUCUUUGUUUUACCCGGAAUCCGACAGCGAUACUUCGUCCGAGGGGGGUUUUCCGACGGACGGGAGUUGGGACUCCCCGUAUAACAUGCGUUUUCGGUGGGAAGAGGAGGAUGAUGAUGAUCGAGAUGGUUUGAUAGAGAUUGCAUUGGACGAGAAGAGGAAUAGCGAGGUCGAGGAAGAGAAUCUGAUUGAGAUUGAUCUAUCUCCGGCGAGGUGACGUGGAAUUCGCGGCGAGUUGAUGGUACGGGGUUUAAGGUACAGUUAAACCAAGUUUUGUGGAUAAUUAAAAAGGAGAGACGUUUUCUGGGGUUCUGGGUUUUUAGUACAUAGAGGUUUUACCGUUGUAUUAAUCAAGGACUAAAAGCGCGUUUUUAUAUCACUAAAUCCAAAGAUUACUAAUGAUGAAGGUUUGCUUUAAAUGACGGAUUUUGCCCUCAACAAUCUUUUUCCCUCCUCCUGUUCAAUUUUUUCAUUAAAAAAAAAAAAGGUGCUGGUUUUUACCUCCAACCGUUUCCUCUCGGCCUUAUGUCUGAUUUGUGGUUAAGUUCAUCAUCAAUGAUACUAUUAAAUGACGAUUUAUAUAUCACAUUCUCAUGCAAAUGGAAACUUACAACACAAGUUCAGAUAACAUACUAAAAAUUAAUCCAAGUACAGAGUAAAGAUUUUUUAAUAUAAAAAGUAGGGGGAUUGGAAAGGCUAGAAGUGAGUUAUGGUGGAAGUGGAAAGUUUGAGGGGACAUGAGAAGCUGUGUGGGUUAUAGGAGUUGGGGUGAUAAAAAGUAGUGUAGGUACGUGGAAAUGGUGAUGAGGGAAAGAUAGGCAUGUGAAAACGUGGUUUGGUGAACAUUUUUGAGUGAAAGGGAUUUGACGCUUAAAAGUUGGAGGAAAAAUAAAUAGAUAAAUAUACACAAACCCCACUACCCACUAGAUUGUGCUAGUAUUGAUCUUUAGGCUAA